AUGUUCGCUCGUUUCAUCAUCAGCUUCGCCUCUGUCCUCGCGACUACCGCCGUCCUCGCUGCUGCUAGGCCUCACUGGACAACGGACUCUCCGGCCCCAUACAGUACGGUCGUAACUACGAAGACGACCACUGUCGAUGUCACCACCGUCGUCCCAGUCACCACCGUCGUUCCUGCCACUACAGUCGUGCCCAUCACCACAGUCGUUCCAGCCACUACCGUUGUACCAGUCACCAGCGCUGUUCCAACCACCGUUGUCGUCACUAGCCCUCCGGCUACCACUACUAUUGGCGGAAGCCCCUCCAACCAGUGCAACACGGGAGACGUUCAGUGCUGCGACUUUGUCCAAUCUGCGGGCUCUGGCCCUGUCUCCUUCAUCCUGAGUCUCCUUGGCAUCGUUGUCCCAAACCUUGACGCCCUUGUUGGUCUUACUUGCUCGCCUCUCAACGUGAUCGGUGCUUCUAGAAACUCUUGUACUGCCCAGUCCGUCUGUUGCCAGAAUAACAGCUUUAAUGGUCUAGUCGCUAUUGGGUGCACACCGAUCAACAUCAACCCUUGA
Molecule: messenger RNA, 558 nt
Organism: Cyclocybe aegerita
Lineage: Eukaryota; Fungi; Basidiomycota; Agaricomycetes; Agaricales; Hemipholiotaceae
Source: the annotation of a GenBank genome assembly